Molecule: messenger RNA, 2434 nt
Organism: Columba livia (rock pigeon)
Lineage: Eukaryota; Metazoa; Chordata; Aves; Columbiformes; Columbidae
Gene: SLC18A1
Product: solute carrier family 18 member A1
Exons: 14
Coding region: 632-2227 (531 amino acids)
Biological process (GO): aminergic neurotransmitter loading into synaptic vesicle; xenobiotic transport; transmembrane transport
Cellular component (GO): synaptic vesicle membrane; terminal bouton
Molecular function (GO): xenobiotic transmembrane transporter activity; serotonin:sodium:chloride symporter activity
Source: RefSeq, a predicted model, not a curated record
CAUUGGGUCUGGAGGGAACACAACCCUGUGAGGUCUGGGAUUCACCAAAGAUCCCCGAGGUGCUGUAGGGCUGGUAAAAACCACCGGGUUCUACCCCAGGAUGUGGAACAUGGAGCUACAGUCGGAACGAGGGCAGCCGCGCCGAGGACAUGCAGCACUAGGCAGCAAGAGAACAGCCAUCAGUCCAAGAACCUAGAAUAUUUUAUAGCUAUUUUGUACUGUAUAUUUUGUAUUUUAUAUUUAAUUUUUGUACUUUAUAUUUGAUAUUUCUUUUAUAAAUGCAUUUCCCUGAAUGACGCCAGCCUUGCCCCCCAGUGCUCAGCCCCAGGUGGGAGUUAAAAGAGAGAUAAACAGCUGCGCAACCCUGCAGAACAGCCCUCCUGCCUCCCGUCCCGCUGACGCAGGGGGAGCUGCGGGGCUGAGCAACACUUGUUUGAGGUUCCAAUUAAAUCUCCAGGGAACAGGGACACUCAUCUGCUCUCCAGAUAAAAGGGACCCAUAAAUCCGGAGCGCAGCAGCUCCCGCCGCAGCAGCCGCCUCCUCGCAGCGCCAUGGGCUCCGGGGCUCCAGGAGACCUUCAGCCCUGAGGAUCAGGACGCAGCAGGACGCAGCUGAGCUCCAGGUCCUCGCCAUGUCCCCGGGUGCCCAUGGCACACCCUGGCAGUGUCUGGCGGCGGGACGGGCGUCGCGGAGGCUGGUGCUGGUGGUGGUGUUCGUGGCGCUGCUGCUGGACAACAUGCUGCUGACAGUCGUGGUACCGAUUGUCCCCACCUUCCUUUACACAACAGAAUACGAAGGAGCCAACAGCUCCGUUGUCCCAGCCCAGACUGAGCUGGCUCCUCCAGCCUCGAAGUUUCCUCCUUUCUCCUCCGUGUUCUCCUAUGCUGACAACACCACGCUGUCCAUCGUGGGCUCCAGCAGCCCCACGGAGCUGGAACGCGGGACAGGGAGCGCCCCCCCCCGGCCCAGCGGCUGCCCGGAGGGCCAGGAGUUCCUCGCCAACGAAAACAUCCGCGUGGGGCUGUUGUUCGCCUCCAAGGCUCUGGUACAGCUGGUGGUCAACCCGGCCGUGGGUGUCCUGACCAACAGUGUUUGCAUUCGCCGGCUCCUAUACCUUGCUGUUCAUCGCCCGAGCCCUCCAAGGCAUCGGCUCCUCCUUCUCAUCCGUCGCAGGCUUGGGCAUGCUGGCCAGCGUCUACACCGACGACCUGGAGAGGGGCAACGCCAUGGGGAUCGCGCUGGGAGGCUUGGCCUUGGGUGUGCUGAUCGGGGCUCCCUUUGGGAGCGUGAUGUACGAAUUCGUGGGGAAAUCAUCUCCCUUCUUGGUCCUGGCGUUCCUGGCUCUCUUGGAUGGAGCUUUGCAGCUCUGCAUUCUGCAGCCCUCCAAGAUCUCCCCCGAGAGCACCAGAGGGACAUCGCUGGUCACCCUCCUGCGAGAUCCCUUCAUCCUGGUGGCUGCAGGAGCCCUCUGCUUCUCCAACAUGGGGGUGGCCAUGCUGGAGCCCACCUUGCCCAUCUGGAUGAUGCAAACCAUGUGCUCCCCGAAGUGGCAGCUUGGGAUGGCAUUCCUCCCGGCCAGCAUAUCCUACCUCAUCGGCACCAACCUCUUCGGGCUUCUGGCCACCAGAAUGGGCCGGUAAGUGGAAGGCAGAGAUUUCAGGUCACCCCAGCCCUGCGCUUUCCACAUGAAUCACACCUGGGGCUGAGAACAGCCACCCUCUGCUACCUGUGGGCUCCUUGCAGGUGGUUGUGCUCCCUCAUCGGCAUGGGCGUGGUGGGAAUCAGUCUCCUGUGUGUUCCUCUGGCCACAAAUAUUUACGGGCUGAUCAUCCCCAACGCCGGGCUGGGCUUUGCCAUAGGGAUGGUGGACUCCUCCAUGAUGCCCACCAUGGGUCACCUGGUGGACCUGCGCCACUCCUCCAUCUACGGCAACGUCUACGCCAUCGCUGACGUCGCCUUCUGCAUGGGCUUCGCCAUCGGUCCGUCCACAGGCGGCGCGAUCGUACGAGCUGUUGGGUUCCCCUGGCUGAUGAUCAUCAUCGGCGUUAUCAAUAUUGCUUACGCUCCUCUCUGCUGGUACCUGCGCAACCCUCCCGCUAAGGAGGAGAAGAUGGCCAUCCUAGGCCAGGGCUGCCCCAUGCAAACCAACAGCUACGCUGCUCAGAAAACCCUGCGCCACUUCCCGCUCACAGAUGACAGCGACGUGGAAGCAGAAAAUGUGGAAUAGCACCCACGAGUAUGCAGGCCCUGGUGUGAAGCUUCAUUACAUUGACAGGAUGUGGAUGUUUUCAUGCCCAAAAACCCCAAGAUUUCAGGUUCUACCAAAGCUCGUGGUGCCAACAGAGCCCCCUUCGUCUGUGCCACCACCACCGUCCCACUAAUGUGUUCCACGCUCCCCUAAAAACAGUUCAAAUAAAUGUUUGGUACAGCUUUA